Messenger RNA from Racocetra persica, 138 nucleotides. NCBI's taxonomy places the organism in Eukaryota, Fungi, Glomeromycota, Glomeromycetes, Diversisporales, Gigasporaceae. The record is from the annotation of a GenBank genome assembly.
UUAUUCGCUAAAAUUUGUGCCUGGCACGCUAUCCCGGUCAUGCCAUGGGUUUGGAUUAUAUGUUAUGCAAAGAUCAUUUUAAAAACUAGUAUCGAUAACAUUCAAAAUUUCACAAAGAAUAAAACCCAGAAGCCAGAA